Diabrotica balteata is the source of this 1712-nucleotide messenger RNA. The record is from the annotation of a GenBank genome assembly. NCBI's taxonomy places the organism in Eukaryota, Metazoa, Arthropoda, Insecta, Coleoptera, Chrysomelidae.
CGGCCACUAGGUGUCCUUGUGUGUAGUGUUUUGAACGUAACUGCUGCUUUUCUUCGGGAGGAGAAAGGGUCAGGGGUGAAGCUAGAAUCGCGUAAAUAAAAGAAAAUAAUCAUGGCUUUAUCGAGACUAUACAGUCCCAGCCGUCGCUUGGGAGCGAGAAUUACAACCGUGUUCAGAAAUUACAGAGAAUCUUUCACCCCUCAAAUAGCAAAUAUGGCUGACUACAGAGUUGAACAAGACACCUUUGGAGAGCUGAAAGUGCCGGUGGACAAGUAUUAUGGAGCGCAAACUGUUAGAUCUAUUAUGAAUUUCCCCAUUGGAGGCGAAUUCGAGCGAAUGCCCUAUCCAGUCAUCACUGCCAUGGGAGUUCUAAAGAAAGCAGCGGCAAUUGUGAACAAAGACUACGGUUUAGACCCAAAAGUUGCCGAUGCCAUCUCUCAAGCAGCAGACGAGGUCAUUUCAGGGAAGCUGUAUUCCGAACACUUUCCUCUCGUAAUCUGGCAAACAGGAUCCGGUACUCAGACAAAUAUGAACACUAACGAAGUCAUCAGUAACAGAGCUAUAGAAAUUAUGGGCGGUAAACUAGGAUCCAAAACACCCGUUCAUCCAAACGAUCACGUCAACAAGAGCCAGAGCAGUAACGACACUUAUCCCACCGCUAUGCACAUCGCCGUAGCAGUAGAAAUAGAACACACUUUAUUGCCAAAUCUCAAGAUGCUUCAAGAAGCUUUGGAUAAAAAGUCCAAAGAAUUCAAAGAUAUCAUCAAGAUAGGAAGAACCCACACCCAGGACGCUACACCUUUAACGUUAGGUCAAGAAUUUAGCGGGUACGCCCAACAACUAGCUUUUGGCAUCGAUAGAAUCAAUGCUACAUUACCAAGAGUGAGGAUGUUGGCUUUAGGUGGUACAGCUGUCGGUACCGGUCUGAAUACAAGAAAAGGAUUCGCCGAAAAAUGUGCAGCCAAAAUCUCAGAACUAACUGGAUUACCAUUCACAUCGGCACCAAAUAAAUUCGAAGCGCUCGCUGCUCACGAUGCUAUGGUUGAAGUUUCCGGAGCCUUGAAUGUAAUAGCAGUGUCUAUAAUGAAGAUCGCCAAUGAUAUCAGAUUUUUGGCUUCUGGUCCCAGAUGCGGUCUAGGAGAAUUGUCACUUCCAGAAAACGAACCAGGUAGCUCAAUCAUGCCCGGCAAAGUUAACCCCACCCAAUGCGAAGCCAUCACCAUGGUAGCAGCUCAAGUGAUGGGCAACCACGUAGCAGUCACUAUCGGCGGUGCUAACGGCCAUUUCGAAUUAAACGUAUUCAAACCCAUGAUUGUAUCGAACGUACUUAGAUCUAUCCGAUUGCUUGGUGACAGUUCCAAAUGCUUUACCAAGAACUGUGUCGACGGCAUCGUUGCCAACACAGAAAGAAUUCAUAAGUUAUUACACGAGAGUCUAAUGUUAGUUACAGCUUUAAAUCCCCACAUUGGCUAUGAUAAUGCUGCUCGUAUCGCGAAAACUGCGCACAAGGAAAAUGGAACUCUGAAGGGAACAGCUAUCAAGUUAGGACUUCUCACGGAAGAACAGUUCGACAAAUGGGUCAAACCCGAAGAUAUGCUUGGUCCUAAAUAAAAAAAAAACAAUAUAUUCAGUAAUUUAAACACGGAUUUAUAAGGAUUUUUGUAUAUAUACUUUUGAUUUUUAUGUUUUCUCAUUACAAUAUUUAUUUUCGA